Dipodomys spectabilis (banner-tailed kangaroo rat) is the source of this 945-nucleotide messenger RNA. Its product is annotated as olfactory receptor 15. Gene Ontology annotation, cellular component: membrane. Gene Ontology annotation, molecular function: G protein-coupled receptor activity; olfactory receptor activity. The transcript has a single exon. The coding region runs from base 7 to 945 and encodes 312 amino acids. NCBI's taxonomy places the organism in Eukaryota, Metazoa, Chordata, Mammalia, Rodentia, Heteromyidae. Gene Ontology annotation, biological process: G protein-coupled receptor signaling pathway. The record is from RefSeq and is a predicted model, not a curated record.
CCAGAGAUGGAAGGGGGCAGCAAUGGCUCCUCAGAGGGCUUCAUUCUGCUGGGUAUAUCUGACCAUCCCAGGCUGGAGAUGAUCUUUUUCGUAGCCAUCCUCUCCUCUUACUUGCUGACUCUCAUGGGGAACUCAACAAUCAUCCUGCUUUCCCGCCUUGAUGCUCCACUCCACACACCCAUGUACUUCUUCCUCAGCAACCUCUCCUCCCUGGACCUUGCCUUUACCACCAGCUCGGUCCCCCAAAUGCUGAUCAAUUUAUGGGGGCCAGACAAGACCAUCACCUAUGGCGGCUGUGUGACACAACUCUACGUGUUCCUUUGGCUGGGGGCCACUGAGUGCAUCCUGCUUGUGGUGAUGUCAUUUGACCGCUAUGUGGCAGUGUGUCGGCCUCUGCACUAUCUGACCAUUAUGAGUCCUUGCCUUUGCUGGCUACUGGCUGGCAUUAGCUGGUUGGGAGGUUUGGGCAACUCUGUGACCCAGUCAACACUCACUCUGCAGCUUCCAUUUUGUGGGCAUCGGAGGGUGGACGGCUUUCUGUGUGAGGUGCCUGCCAUGAUCAAACUGGCCUGUGGAGACACCAGUCUCAAUGAGGCUGUGCUCAACGGAGUCUCUACCUUCUUCACGGCUGUCCCACUGAGCAUCAUCCUGAUCUCCUACUGCUUCAUUGCUCAGGCUGUGCUGAAGAUCCGCUCUGCAGAGGGACAGCGGAAAGCCUUCAACACAUGCCGCUCCCAUUUGCUGGCCGUGUUCCUCUUCUAUGGCUCAGCAAUCUACGGGUAUCUGCUUCCAUCGAAGAGCAGCAGCCAGGACCAGGGAAAAGUCAUUUCCCUCUUCUACACUGUGGUUACCCCCAUGGUAAAUCCUCUCAUCUACACGUUAAGAAAUAAGGAAGUGAAGGGAGCACUGAGAAGGCUGCUGAGGAGAGAAAGAGAAUCUGGUUGA